This is a messenger RNA of Daktulosphaira vitifoliae (grape phylloxera), 1988 nucleotides long. RefSeq lists its product as uncharacterized. NCBI's taxonomy places the organism in Eukaryota, Metazoa, Arthropoda, Insecta, Hemiptera, Phylloxeridae. The transcript has 10 exons. Bases 1 to 1557 code for a protein of 518 amino acids. The record is from RefSeq and is a predicted model, not a curated record.
AUGGUGUUUGUAGAGGUACCACCAACAGAAUGGACAAUAAAAAAAAUUGGGCUUAUUAAUGCAUUAACAGUAACUAUAAACAAAAUAAAUGAACUGAAAAUGAUCGAAACAUUUUUGGAGCCAUUGAUAAUAAAAAAUAAAUUUGAAAUUCGAUUAUGUUGUUGCUUCUAUGAACAAUGUAUUUGCCCAUACUUUACCCAUUUGGAUGUUUUUAGUCCUAGAGUAGAAGUUAAAUUUUCAGAAAAACACUUGAAAUUAUUAUUAGAUAUAAUUUUUGUUAUUCAAAAUUAUUCAUCAGAAAAUAACAAGCUUAAUAAUGCUGAAGAACUGGAUAAAAAAAACUCAACAGAUUCAGAGAAUAAAUCAAAUGAUAACUGGGUUGGUAGGAUAAAAAAAUGGAUAUACAAUUAUAAUGAUGUAAUAAUUGACCAUAAUACGUUGAAAAUUGGAUUUUACGUUAAAAAAGUUGUUGUUAUACCAAAUAUUGAACGAGAUAAACUUGAAAAACCAAGUGAUCUAGUAAAAAUAACUUAUGAUGGUCUGACUUUUAAAGUUAUUAAGCUGAUUAAACAAAAUUCAUUGAAGGUGUUUUUUAAAAUAAAUAAAAGUUCCAUAGUCUCAGAUGGCAAUUGUACAUGUACCCUUCAAGAUUGCUACAAUUUUAAAAGAACCAUAUUUGAAUCAUUCUUAAAUACAUUGGAAGUUAUUAUAAUAUUUGUUGACAUGGCAAGUAUAGCUUUGUAUUUUCCAAAAAAAACUAUAUUAAAUACGAAUAAUUUAAUAUGCAACAACUUCAACAUGGAUGAUUGGAUUCAGUCAAAUAUAAGUGUUGAUUUAGAUAUUUUAACAAUUAGAGUAAAAGAAAUCACGAUAAAAAGUGGAAUGAAUUGUGAAAAUAUUACAGACUACUUUAAAAGUUAUCCAGCUUCAAUAGCUAAUACAGAAAACUUAAAAGAUUUAAAGUUUAUUCCGUGGAUUUUGAAAAUAAACAACUUUGAAUGUUUUGUAAAAAAUUAUAAAACUAAUUUAUUAAAUCCAACAAUUAAAUUAUCAAUACUUGAUCCAUUUAAUAUAUCAUGUAAUUUAAACGUACAAGAAAAAGAUGAUAUUGUUUUGUUGAAACCUUCUAUUGUUAAAGUAUUAUGUAACUUAGAUCCAAUACAUAUUCUUAUAACAACACAAAAUGUUAGUCUUAUUUGCGAUCUACUUGUUCAAUGUACACAUGUAUACUUAACAGUAUUUUCCAAUAUUCAGUAUCAUUUAAUUGUAUCUAAAUUGGUAUGUGGCUAUUAUGCAAAUAUUUUAGAAAAAAAAUCCUCUAUACAAAUCGAAGACGAUGUCAAAAUAAAAAAGGAUUACACUAGUAUCUUUGUUUUAACAUUGCAGAGUUUUUCAAUAACAAUAUGGAAUAAUAGUUCACAUCAUCCUUAUUUUAAUACCAAAAUACUUUUAACAUGUGAAAAAAUAAAGUUAUCUUGCUCGUUAAAUAAUAGAAACAAUUUUCAAAAAUUAUUGUUUAAAAUAACAUCAAUAUCAAUUAAUCACUUUAAAAAAUAAAUGUUAUAAAUGAAAUAACUAUACAGUUAUCUACAGAACAGCUUUCAAUUUUACUGGCAUUAUAUUCUCAAAUUAAUAAUUAUAUAAUAAAGAAUCGAAUACCAUUUUAUCAAAAUUCAAAUUUUUUGUUAGAUUAUUUUAAGACUGAAGAUUUUAUUUCAUCAUUAAAUCACGGUAACCAAUCAAAAAAUACUCGUCUUGAUAUCAUUUUAACAGGGAACGACAUAACUAUAUAUUUAUUUGACAUUGAAUAUUCAAAGUACAAAAAUAAACAAAAAUUCAAAAAUAUGCUAUAUUGUAAAAUACAUCAACCAAAUUUUGCAGUCAUGAAUACAAAACAAUAUAAAUAUUUUGAAAUAAUAAUCUCAAAUAUAGUUAUAGCUACCACUCCUAAUGAGUUAACUAUUGAAAAUAAGCCUAUAAAUCCUGAA